CUUGACGAUCCCAACUGACUGCGCCACAUGCUAUACUUACGUAAUUAAAUUACGUUAAGUUCGUUAUACACGCGAUUGAUCAGUUUGAACAAUUUCAUACUUUUUCCAAUAUGCCGCCAAAAGAAAAUUGGGAAAAAUACGAUAAAAAUAUUGAAGAAAAAGAGGAAGAAAAGAUUGUUGCACUCGAUGAAGGAGACAUUGCACUUUUGAAAACUUAUGGUCAAGGUCCUUACGCAAAGGAACUGAAAAAAACUGACAGCGAUAUUAAGGAUAUUCAAAAACGAAUAAAUGAAAAAAUAGGUGUCAAGGAAUCAGAUACUGGUCUUGCCCCACCAAAUCUUUGGGAUAUCCCCGCUGACAAACAAAGAAUGCAAGAAGAACAACCCUUACAGGUUGCCCGUUGUACUAAAAUCAUUCAAGCUGACGGUGAGGAUGCCAAAUAUAUUAUUAAUGUAAAACAAAUAGCAAAGUUUGUUGUUGCGUUAGGUGAACGUGUAUCACCGACGGAUAUAGAAGAAGGAAUGCGUGUUGGUGUGGAUCGAAAUAAGUAUCAGAUUCAAAUUCCAUUACCACCAAAGAUUGACCCUUCUGUGACAAUGAUGCAAGUAGAGGAAAAACCUGAUGUCACGUAUAGUGAUAUUGGAGGUUGUAAAGAGCAAAUUGAGAAAUUAAGAGAAGUCGUUGAGCUGCCUUUACUUCAGCCUGAAAGAUUUGUAAAUUUGGGUAUUGACCCACCUAAAGGAGUUUUACUAUAUGGUCCUCCGGGCACUGGCAAAACUUUAUGUGCUCGUGCAGUUGCAAAUCGAACAGAUGCGACAUUUAUUCGUGUUAUUGGCUCCGAACUUGUGCAAAAAUAUGUUGGUGAAGGAGCACGUAUGGUUCGUGAAUUGUUUGAAAUGGCACGAACUAAAAAAGCCUGUAUUAUAUUUUUUGAUGAAAUUGAUGCAAUUGGAGGUGCACGUUAUGAUGAUGGUGCUGGAGGUGACAAUGAGGUUCAAAGAACUAUGCUGGAGUUGAUCAAUCAGUUAGAUGGUUUUGAUCCACGGGGAAACAUUAAGGUUCUAAUGGCAACGAAUCGUCCUGAUACUUUGGACCCAGCUUUGUUGCGUCCUGGUCGUUUGGAUCGAAAAGUGGAAUUUUCAUUACCAGAUUUAGAGGGUCGUUCACAUAUUUUAAAAAUCCAUGCUAAAAGCAUGUCGGUUGAGCGUGAUAUCCGGUAUGAGCUGAUAGCACGACUUUGCCCAAACAGUACUGGUGCCGAAUUACGUAGUGUGUGUACAGAAGCUGGAAUGUUUGCAAUUAGAUCUAGAAGAAAGGUUGCGACAGAAAAAGACUUCCUAGAAGCUGUUAAUAAAGUUAUAAAGUCGUAUGCAAAAUUCUCGUCUACUCCGAGAUAUAUGACUUACAAUUAAUAGUGCUAUUCUAGAUGGAAAAAUAUAGUAAAAUAGUUAUUUAUAUACGAAAUAAAUUAUCGCAUUUUAAAAUGUUCUAGCUUUUUAUAUUGUACACGAGAUUUUUUUUUAACAUGAAAAUAAAAAAAAAAUACAUUUCAGUUAUUCCUUUUAUGGACAUUUCAUCAUAAGUAUCUGAUAAUCCGAAGAUCCUAGUUUUAAAAGAAAAGACAAAUUUGUUACACAAAGCAAAGUGCGCCCAAC
Rhizophagus irregularis DAOM 181602=DAOM 197198 is the source of this 1655-nucleotide messenger RNA. RefSeq names its product 26S protease regulatory subunit 7. The record is from RefSeq and is a predicted model, not a curated record. Gene Ontology annotation, molecular function: proteasome-activating activity; ATP hydrolysis activity; ATP binding. Lineage: Eukaryota; Fungi; Glomeromycota; Glomeromycetes; Glomerales; Glomeraceae. Gene Ontology annotation, biological process: proteasome-mediated ubiquitin-dependent protein catabolic process. Gene Ontology annotation, cellular component: proteasome regulatory particle, base subcomplex.